AUGCACGCUGGGAGUUGUAGUCCGGCCGGCAUUGGCCCGGCGCGGCACCUCCCUCGCCAGCGCUCCUCCCCGCUCCGGCUCUCCCUCGGCAGACGGAAGCCGGGCAGGGACGAGGGAGCCGAAGGCUGGAGCGGCAGGAUGGGGGACUCCAAAGUGAAGGUGGCGGUGCGUGUCCGCCCCAUGAACCGGCGAGAGCUUGAUCUGCAUACAAAAUGUGUGGUGGAUGUGGAUGCAAACAAGGUUAUUCUUCACCCAGUAAACACCAACCUUUCAAAAGGAGAUGCCAGCAGGACUCACCCAAAGGUGUUUGCAUAUGAUCACUGCUUUUGGUCUAUGGAUGAAUCUGUCAAAGAAAAAUAUGCAGGUCAAGAUGUUGUUUUCAAGUGCCUUGGAGAGAAUAUUCUGCAGAAUGCCUUUGAAGGCUACAAUGCUUGUAUCUUUGCCUAUGGGCAAACUGGGUCUGGAAAAUCCUACACCAUGAUGGGAACUGCUGAUCAGCCUGGAUUAAUCCCUAGACUUUGCAGUGGGCUCUUUGAAAGAGCACAGAAAGAAGAAAAUGAAGAGCAGAGUUUCAAAGUGGAAGUGUCCUACAUGGAGAUUUACAAUGAGAAAGUCAGAGAUCUCCUUGACCCCAAAGGAAGCCGUCAGUCAUUAAAGGUUAGAGAACACAGUGUUUAUGGCCCUUACGUAGAUGGCCUAUCCAAACUAGCUGUUGCUAGCUACAAGGACAUCGAGUCCUUGAUGUCUGAGGGCAACAAAUCUCGGACAGUGGCUGCCACCAACAUGAACGAGGAGAGCAGUCGGUCCCACGCUGUCUUCAAGAUCAUCCUCACCCACACCCUCUAUGAUGUGCAGUCAGGGACAUCAGGUGAGAAGGUGGGCAAGCUCAGCCUGGUGGACUUGGCAGGCAGUGAAAGGGCAACUAAAACUGGUGCUGCAGGAGACAGGCUGAAAGAAGGAAGCAACAUUAACAAAUCCCUCACAACUCUGGGGCUGGUUAUUUCUGCCCUGGCAGAUCAGGCUGCUGGCAAGAACAAGAACAAAUUUGUUCCAUAUCGUGAUUCUGUGCUCACUUGGUUACUUAAAGACAGCUUGGGUGGCAACAGCAAGACAGCCAUGGUGGCCACGGUGAGCCCUGCUGCCGACAACUACGACGAGACGCUGUCGACGCUGCGCUACGCGGACAGAGCCAAGAACAUCGUCAACCACGCCGUGGUCAACGAGGACCCCAACGCCCGAAUCAUCCGCGAGCUCCGGGAGGAGGUGGAGAAGCUGAGGGAGCAGCUCACCAAGGCUGAGGCUAUGAAAUCACCAGAAUUGAAAGAACGAUUGGAGGAAUCAGAAAAGUUGAUUCAGGAGAUGACCGUGACCUGGGAAGAAAAAUUGAGAAAAACUGAAGAGAUAGCUCAGGAGCGUCAGAAACAGCUGGAAAGCCUUGGCAUAUCCCUGCAGUCCUCUGGAAUUAAAGUUGGGGAUAAUAAGUGUUUCCUGGUUAAUUUGAAUGCAGAUCCAGCUCUCAAUGAACUCCUGGUGUACUAUUUAAAGGAGCACACGUUGAUAGGCUCAGACAAUUCUCAAGAUAUCCAGCUGUGUGGAAUGGGAAUUCUUCCUGAGCACUGCAUCAUAGACAUCACCCCAGAAGGCCAGGUUAUGCUGACACCUCAAAAAAAUACCAGGACAUUUGUAAAUGGUUCUGCUGUCGUGUGUCCCAUCCAGCUCCACCAUGGAGACAGAAUCCUGUGGGGAAACAACCACUUCUUCAGGCUGAAUUUGCCAAAGAAGAAAAAGAAGGCAGAUCAUGAGGAUGAGGAGAGGGACAACUCCAUGAAGUGCAGUAACAGUGUGGAGCAGCUGGAUAUAGAUGGGGACAAUUCCAGUGAGGUGUCCAGUGAGAUUAACUUCAGCUAUGAAUAUGCCCAGAUGGAAGUCACCAUGAAAGCUCUUGGUAGUAAUGACCCCAUGCAGUCAAUCCUGCAAAGCCUGGAGCAGCAGCACGAGGAGGAGAAGAGAUCAGCCCUGGAGAGGCAGAGGUUGAUGUACGAGCACGAGCUGGAGCAGCUGCGGAGGCGCCUCUCUCCCGAGAAGCAGCAAUUCCGCAGCAUGGACAGGUUCUCCUUCCACUCCCCCAGUGCCCAGCAGCGCCUCAGGCAGUGGGCAGAGGAGAGAGAAGAAAUGCUGACCCACAGCCUGAGGAAGCUGCGAGAGCAGAUUGUUAAAGCCAAUCUGUACGUGAGAGAAGCCAGUUUUAUUGCAGAGGAACUGGACAAGAGGACAGAGUACAAAGUGACCCUCCAGAUCCCAGCUUCAAGCCUUAAUGCCAACAGCAAGAGAGGUGCAAUUCUCAGCGAGCCUGCAAUCCAGGUGAGGAGGAAAGGGAAAGGCAAACAGAUCUGGUCACUGGAAAAGCUGGAAAAUCGACUGGUGGAUAUGAGGGACCUUUACCAGGAGUGGAAAGACUGUGAAGAAGACAAUCCAGUGAUGAGAGCUUAUUUCAGGAGAGCUGAUCCCUUCUACGAUGAGCAGGAGAACCACAGCCUUAUUGGAGUAGCCAAUGUUUUCCUUGAGUGCCUGUUCUAUGAUGUGAAGCUGCAAUAUGCUGUUCCAAUCAUCAAUCAGAAGGGAGAGGUUUCAGGUCGUCUCCACGUGGAAGUUGUUCGAGUGAGUGGGGAAAUCGAUGACAGGCUGGUGGGAGGUGAGGACAGUCCUGACUACUCCAACGAAAAUGACAUCCAGGAGAGAAAACUUGUCUGCAGGAUUAAAAUACUUCAAGCUACAGGUUUGCCACAGCACCUGUCCAACUUUGUGUUCUGCAAAUACACAUUUUGGGAUCAAGUGGAGCCAGUUAUUGUUGCCCCUGAGGUGGAUCCUUCCCAGUCUUCCAUCAGCAAGGAGCCACGGUGCAUGGUUGUCUUUGAUCACUGCAAUGAGGUUUCUGUGAAUAUUUCUGAAGACUUCAUGGAACAUCUUUAUGAUGGUGCUUUGGCCAUUGAAGUUUAUGGUCACAAGCAGAGCGGUGACCGCAAAAACCCAGCCCUGUGGGAUUUGGGAAUAAUUCAAGCCAAAACACGCAGCCUUCGGGACAGGUGGAGUGAGGUGACCCGAAAAGUGGAGCUGUGGGUUCAGAUCCUGGAGCUCAAUGAGAACGGGGAGUACUGCCCAGUGGAGGUGACCCCUGCCAAGGACGUCAGCACAGGAGGCAUCUUCCAGCUCAGGCAGGGGCAAUCUCGACGAAUCCAGGUUGAAGUGAAAUCUGUGCAGGAAUCUGGGACCUUGCCACUGAUGGAGGAAUCCAUAUUAUCUGUUGGCAUUGGCUGUGUUCAAAUAAAACAUGCCAAGUCUCAAAAUUAUCAGGAAGAAGAGGAUGAAAUGGACAGUUACCAGGACAGGGAUUUGGAGAGGCUCCGUCGGAAGUGGCUCUGUGCCUUAACAAAGCGCCAGGAGUACCUUGAUCAGCAGCUGCAGAAACUCGUGGGCAAACCUGAUAAAACAGAGGACGACGCCGAUCGGGAGGCUCAGCUUUUGGAGAUGAGGUUGACUCUCACCGAAGAAAGGAAUGCUGUGAUGGUUCCUUCUGCUGGCAGUGGCAUCCCUGGAGCUCCAGCAGAGUGGACUCCUGUGUCUGGUAUGGAAACUCACAUUCCUGUCAUAUUCCUUGACCUGAAUGCUGAUGACUUCAGCUCCCAGGAUAACCUGGAUGACCCAGAGGCAGGAGGCUGGGAUGCCACUCUGGUGGCAGAGGAGGAGGAGGAAUUCUUUGAGCUGCAGAUUGUGAAGCAUCACGACAGUGAGGUGAAAGCAGAAGCCUCGUGGGACUCCACGGUCCACGACUGCAUCCAGCUCAGCAAGGGCACGGUGGCAGAGGAGAGGGUUUACCUGAUUGUCAGAGCCACUGUCCAGCUCAGCCACCCCGCAGAGAUGCAGCUGGUGCUGAGGAAACGCAUCUGUGUCAACGUCUAUGGCAGACAGGGUUUUGCACAGAGUUUCCUGCGAAGAAUGUCCCCCCGAAGUUCCAUCCCUGGCUGUGGCGUCACUUUUGAGAUAGUCUCCAACAUUCCAGAGGAUGCUCAAGGGGCUGAGGAGAGGGAGGCACUGGCCAGGAUGGCAGCAAACGUGGAAGAUGCAGCUUCAGCUGACUCUGAAGCCUACAUUGAGAAAUACCUGAGGAGCGUCCUGGCCGUGGAGAACAUCCUCACCCUGGACAGGCUGCGCCAGGAAGUUGCUGUAAAGGAGCAGCUGAUGGGGAAAGGAAAACUCUACCGCAGGAGCCUGAGCUCCCCCAACGUGAAUCGGCUUUCUGCAAGCCGCCAGGAUUUAGCCCCUCCUUAUAACCUGAGCAGUAACAGGAGUCCAAAGGUCCCAGCAGAGGGUCGAUGGGAGAGUCAGCAGGAUGUGUCCCAAGGUGCCACAAACUCCAGUAGAGGCAUUAGUCCCUCUAGAACCUCCCUGCCAGGCUCUGGGCAGCAAAACCACUCUCCUGAUCCAGGUAUUGGUAGCCUGGCUGCUUCCUACCUGAAUCCUGUCAAGUCCUUUGUGCCUCAGAUGCCAAAGCUGCUGAAGUCCCUGUUCCCUGUUAGAGAUGAGAAAAAGGGCAGGCAGAGCUCCCCCUUAGCACAGCAGGCUGUCCCACGAAUUAUGGUUCAGUCAGCCAGUCUGGAUGCCAGUGCUGCAAGGAUAAAACAGAUGAGCCAAGAGGAAGCAGCAAAGCAGCCUCUGGAAACUGUGGCACAGACAGCCGAGGUGGACAAGAGUCUGGAGAAGCCACCCAAAGUGCCUUUGCAGCCACCCACAGGGGAAAUCCAGGCCCAGGACUGCCAGGAGGGACCUCCAAGCCCCCUGAGUGAAGCCUCCAGUGGAUAUUUUUCCCACAGUGUCUCCACAGCCACCCUAUCCGAGGCCCUGGCUGCGGGAAGCGACGCUGUGGCUCAGCCAGGUCUAACACCUGCAGGGAGUGACUCCCCUGCUCCUGCAGUGGCUCAGGUCCCUUCUGAUGUGCAGGGACACUCAGACAGGGCUUCUGAGAGCUCUCUGGCCACAAAGAGGGAGAAUCCCCCCACCUUCAGCCUUCCAAGUGCUCCCCCCAGACCGAGGGAUAGCCCCGAAGUCAAUGGAAAGUCUUGCACUUCUCCUUAUCCCAGCGAGCAGGGAAACGAUGCCUCUGCAGCCACUGAUGGAAAACCUCUUCUCUCUACCUCCACUCUGAGGGAGUCACUAUCCAAACAAUCACUGGAGGCAGCAGGACAAGCCAGGAGAAAGGAGACAUAUUCUGGGGCUUCAGAACUGGGGUUUCCUAAAGCUCAUUCCGAGCAGCCCAGCACUGCAGCAUCCCCCUUCAAAAUCCAGAAGGUGAAGACCUCGGAGCUGAGAUCCUUCACGAGCAUGCUGGGGUCAGAUCCCACGAGUUCCCUGGGCACAGAAGAGCAGCAGGAAGGAGAAAAGAGCACAUCCAGUGCCCGUGGACUGAACCACAACGGGUCAGAGACAGCAGAGGAAAAACUGGAGGUGAUUUCUGACUCAGAAGAUGGCAACGAAAUUCCUGAGUGGCUGAAAGAAGGAGAAUAUGUCACAGUUGGCACGAAUAAAACUGGCAUUGUGAGAUACAUUGGGCCCACAGACUUCCAGGAAGGAACAUGGGUUGGUGUGGAGCUGGAUUUGCCUUCAGGUAAGAACGACGGCUCCAUCGGAGGGAAGCAGUAUUUCAGGUGUAACCCCGGCUAUGGGUUGCUGGUGAAGCCGGGCAGGGUGAGGAAGGCCCCGGGCCCGGCGCGGCGCCGCAGCUCCGGCCUCAGGCUGCAGGGAGACAACAGGAGGAGCGGGAACUUCUCUGGGUCUGCCUCCAACCUGGCCUCCCUCACAGCCCUGGCCAAGGCAGAGGGAGGAUCCACGCUGCGACUGGAGAAGAGCCAGAAAAACGCGGAGAACAGGAAAUCCUGGGCGAACUGAGAGAUCCCAGCCCAGCAAACGCCCUGGGACGCGGCCGGGGGAGCUUCGGGAAGCAAAACCAAGCAUGGCAGCUUCCAGUUGGUGGCAAACACUAAUGAAGGGUUUGUUCUCUCUGCUCUGGGUGAUUGACAGAUAAUUCUUUGCCUCGUGGUGGUGCUGGAUCCUUCGUUUCCUGUCCCAAGUCCUGGCGUCUCCGAUGGCAGCCGGG
Messenger RNA from Sturnus vulgaris (Common starling), 6148 nucleotides. It is a transcript of the gene KIF13B, whose product is annotated as kinesin family member 13B. Gene Ontology annotation, biological process: microtubule-based movement. Gene Ontology annotation, molecular function: microtubule binding; microtubule motor activity; ATP binding. The record is from RefSeq and is a predicted model, not a curated record. NCBI's taxonomy places the organism in Eukaryota, Metazoa, Chordata, Aves, Passeriformes, Sturnidae. Gene Ontology annotation, cellular component: cell-cell junction.